AUGGCAGAACUUGAAAUUGAAUGGACUAAGAAGUGUAAUCCAUUAUUUAGAGGAAAUACAGCUUUCACAAAGGCAUAUUCAUUGUAUUUAAAAGAAAGUUGUGAAAUAAUUAUUGAAAAUAUUACAAAUAAAUUUAGUGAAGUAAUACAAAGAGUUCAAACUGAUCUAAGUUUAUUAAAUGAAACUGAGCAAGAAUAUGCUAUUUCAACAUAUUGUGGAUUAUUAAAAGAAGCACUUAGUAAUAUUCCUAAAGACUUAUUUUAUAUAUUAAAUGGUAUUUAUUCAUUAACUAAAUUAAAGAGAAAUGAAGAAGAAGCAAGAAAAGCAAUUAACACUCUUCUUUUUAUGAGAUUCCUUUACACACCACUUAUUCAAUCACCGUCUUUAUUUAAAAAAGUACAGACUAUUAUAUCUUCUAUUGUAUUAAAUAAAGAGGUUAAAAUAAUAGAUAAGAAGAUAGAAGGGAUUGAUGAAAUAAUUAAUUCAAUCAUUAAAGGAUGUUAUGUUCUUUCUUCACCACCUAUAUCAAGUUAUGAAGAAGAACUGGAGCUGACAGGAAAAGAAAUGAUGAAAACACUUCAAUUAAACAAAAAGAAGAUAAUAAAAAAGUAUCUUGGAGAUGAUAGGGAUCUUAACUUUAUUAUUCAAACAAGUUCUAAAAAACAAACACAUACUGAAAAUUUUAUCACUCAUUUUAUGAAAUAA
This is a messenger RNA of Entamoeba nuttalli P19, 705 nucleotides long. Its product is annotated as Ras GTPase-activating protein, putative. Lineage: Eukaryota; Evosea; Mastigamoebida; Endamoebidae. The record is from RefSeq and is a predicted model, not a curated record. The transcript has a single exon. Bases 1 to 705 code for a protein of 234 amino acids.